This is a messenger RNA of Cheilinus undulatus (humphead wrasse), 4293 nucleotides long. RefSeq names its product calcium/calmodulin-dependent protein kinase (CaM kinase) II gamma 2 (gene camk2g2). Lineage: Eukaryota; Metazoa; Chordata; Actinopteri; Labriformes; Labridae. Gene Ontology annotation, cellular component: cytoplasm; neuron projection. Gene Ontology annotation, biological process: protein phosphorylation. The transcript is spliced from 23 exons. The record is from RefSeq and is a predicted model, not a curated record. Gene Ontology annotation, molecular function: calcium/calmodulin-dependent protein kinase activity; calmodulin binding; ATP binding. The coding region runs from base 119 to 1975 and encodes 618 amino acids.
UCGAGCCUCUCUUCCCCCUCUCACUACCUUCAUAGGCUCUCCUCCUGAAACCUGCGCGAGGCUGCCACUGAAGCGCGAGGCGAUUUCCCCCCCUUCUCCCCUCGUCACUUCAGUCAACAUGGCCACUGUGGUAACCUCGACCAGAUUCACAGACGAGUAUCAGCUGUACGAGGAGCUUGGAAAGGGUGCCUUCUCAGUUGUCCGCCGAUGCGUCAAGAAGUCCACCGGCCAGGAGUAUGCUGCUAAAAUUAUUAACACAAAAAAGCUCUCAGCAAGAGAUCACCAGAAACUGGAGCGGGAGGCAAGAAUCUGUCGUCUGCUCAAACAUCCAAACAUAGUACGACUCCACGACAGCAUCUCAGAGGAAGGCUUCCAUUACCUCGUCUUUGACCUUGUCACUGGAGGAGAGCUGUUUGAGGACAUUGUUGCUAGAGAGUAUUACAGUGAGGCCGAUGCCAGCCACUGCAUCAAUCAGAUCCUGGAGAGUGUCAGUCACAUCCAUUCGCAUGACAUAGUGCACAGGGACCUCAAGCCAGAGAAUCUUCUCCUGGCCAGCAAAAUGAAGGGAGCAGCAGUGAAGCUUGCAGACUUUGGUCUAGCCAUCGAGGUGCAGGGGGACCAACAGGCAUGGUUUGGUUUUGCAGGAACUCCAGGGUAUCUUUCACCAGAGGUGUUGAGAAAAGACCCUUAUGGCAAACCAGUGGACAUAUGGGCAUGUGGUGUGAUCCUGUACAUCUUGUUGGUGGGCUACCCUCCUUUCUGGGACGAGGACCAACAUAAAUUGUACCAACAAAUCAAGGCUGGUGCUUAUGAUUUUCCCUCUCCAGAGUGGGACACAGUGACCCCUGAGGCCAAGAAUCUGAUCAAUCAGAUGUUAACAAUUAACCCUGCCAAACGGAUCACUGCCGACCAGGCGCUUAAGCAUCCCUGGGUCUGCCAACGCUCCACUGUGGCCUCCAUGAUGCACCGCCAAGAGACUGUGGAGUGUCUGCGCAAGUUUAAUGCUAGGAGAAAACUUAAAGGAGCUAUCCUCACAACGAUGCUGGUGUCCAGGAACUUUUCAGUGGGACGGCAGCAUACCAGCCCUGCCGCUACCACCAGCACGGCCGCAAUGGCACAGGAAGCAUGCAAAACCUUACUAAACAAAAAGUCUGACGGAGUGAAGGGGAACAACAGUAAUAACAGUGUAGUAAGCAGCAGCAGCACCAAAGACAGCAGCAUGUCAUCUACAGCACCAAUGGAAGCCCAGACAACUGUUGUACACAACCCAGCUGACGGCACCAAGGGCUCUACAGAGAGCUGCAAUAACACAGAAGAGGAGGAGAUGAAAGGUAGGAAAGUGGCUGCCUGUGAGUCUACCAGCAGCGACAGUGCUGUGGUAAACCUGUGCAGCACUGGUGAGGAGCAGACCCAGACCCUGUCUCCUCACAGCAUACCAGCCACCUCUCGUCCCCUGCAGGAGGCUGCUAUCAGCCCUGCUGUCCCUCAGACCAGUCCUCCUCAGAGCUCCUGUCCUGAACCAGAGUCUGUUGUGUCGCCGCCUGCAGGCAGCUGCAGCAAACUGCAGCAGACUCGUAAACAGGAGAUCAUAAAGAUGACAGAGCAGCUGAUUGAAGCCAUUAACAAUGGGGACUUUGAGGCUUACACGAGAAUCUGUGAUCCUGGGCUGACAUCUUUUGAGCCAGAAGCUCUUGGAAACCUGGUGGAGGGCAUGGACUUCCACAAGUUCUACUUUGAAAACUUACUGAGUAAAAACAGUAAGCCUGUGCACACCACCAUCCUCAACCCUCAUGUCCAUCUGAUCGGAGAGGAGGCCGCCUGCAUCGCCUACAUCCGCCUGACACAGUACAUUGACAGCCAGGGCCGGCCACGCUCCUGCCAGUCAGAGGAGACGCGUGUGUGGCAUCGCAGGGAUGCUAAAUGGCUCAAUGUGCACUUCCACUGCUCAGGAGCACCGGCUGCACCCCUGCAGUGAACCGAAAACCAGGCCCGGCUUUGCCUGAACUCUAAAGCUGUUUGGAGCAUUUAUUCUCCGUGGUCGGAUUGGUGCCUGAAUCCUGGCUGGGAAGAGGCUGCUUGAAAACAACACAAAAGAGGGGAAAACAUAUUAUAAAUUAAAAAAAAAAAGAUAAACAGACUUUAAAAAAAGAAGCCUAUUUCAAAAGCUUGACUGAGUGAGGGACCACAGCGACCGACACUGAUCCAGUCUGAACCCUGGCUAGAGGAGGGUGGGGCCCGGCUGAUGUCAGCCCCUUUCUUGCUGAAGGUGCAUGUUUCUGGGGUGACACAGGGGUGAUGCUGUCCUAGUUCUUGUCUCCCAUGGCCUUUAUUUCCCUGUCUCUGUUUUGUCUGCUGUCUGGAAAAGUAUUAACUUGUUUAAGAAAAAAUAUAUAUAUAACAGAAAAAAAUACUCUGACACACACAGUCAAUGAGAAUGGAGCGGCAAGUCAAACACAUGGAAGUGUGAUUUUUUUUUUUUUCUGUUUUUGUUUUGUUCAUUUAAGCAGGAAGUCUACUUAAAAGUAUUGUUCAUUUUAUAGUUGCAGAUUUAUUUGCGUGGGUUGGGAGCAACUUCUAUUUACUUACUAUCAUAAUUUAACAGCCAUUUUUGUGUCUGGUUUGAGCAUAUGCACACAAUGUUUCAAAGGGGUUUAGACGUUGUGAUACAUUACUGAAGGGACCUUUAUUUUUACUUUUCUUUUUGUAUGAUGUGUUAUUAAGUUUUUAUCUCUUGAAUAAUGUAUUUUAAAUAACUUUGUGUUGAAAAAAGAUCAUUUUUAAUCUACCGGGGACUUUAUUUAAUAGAACUGUGUAUAAACAGAUAUUUAUAGAGGUGAAAAGGGGAAAACGGGUUACUUUUAGGGGGCUGGGAGGGGGAUUCAAGCAUGAGAGUUACUGUUUUUGUUUUGCUUUGUUGUCUUGAGAUGUAAAUACACACAGAGACAUAUUCACACAGACACAUAUAAAUAGUCAAGGGCCCUGUGCUCCAUCCUCUGUCCAAGGUUGAGCCUCUUUGGACACAACAUGAGGCCAGCUCAUCCUGAAGUUGCAGAAGCCCUUUAUCUGUCCACUGGGCAGUGUUUAAAGUCAGACACCAGAGGGCGCCAAAGCUCUUCAUAUCUUAAAACUACCUAAUCUGAAAGCACGGACACGCCCACACCAACAUUUUAAGACUUGUUCAAUCCGUUUUGUGUGUUUUUGUGGUGAAGCAUGAAUAAUCCAAUCUUCUAAUGGCUGUACUGUUUCUGCACAGACACUUAAGACUCAGUGCUGUUGUGUUUGCCCUUCUGUAGGAGCAAAACUUUUUGCAACUUCAGGAUAAGUGAGCCUAGAUCCUUCCCUUCCUCACUACCUCUGUCCCUUAACUUCCAUCAUUCCUGCCUCCUUGUUGAAGUCUUUGUAGCACCCUGUCGUGUGAUGAUGAUGAUGAUGAUGAUGUCACCUUUAUGCCUGUCUCUUGUUCUGGUCAUGUUCUUAAAGUUUGUAUGUCGUCCGUCUUGGCUUGCUGUGUGACGUCCUGGCACUAUUUAAAAAAACAGCAUGUUUAAAAGGGAAUGCAGCCGAAUGAUUGGACUGAAAAAACAUGGCAUGGUGGGAAUUGGGCUUUACUUGCUAAAGGGCUGUGGGACCAUCGCUGAUGGCAAUCAAAGGAUUCUAUCCCCUUUUGUCAUGGUUUUUUGUUGUAAAUGUCGUAGCUGUUAGUGUUUUGAUGUUGAUAUUUUUAUCACUUUUUUAAGCCAGAACUGUUAAAAUGAGGCACUAAAAUGAAAGGAGGCUGAAACUGCCACAACACUUUUUUUAGUGUACCCGUACAAAAUGAGCUGCACACAUCGGGGCUAAAAGAAGAAAACACCCAGCACUCCAGUGGCUGAUCUUAUUGGAUUCACAGCACUGUAAAAGCACAUAAAGAUUCUCCCUUUAAAGAGGACAAACAUAUCUGUGUGUCAGUGCACUGUUUUUUCACUGUGUCGUGUAAACGUUGUGAGUGUGUGACUUGUACCAGUGGAGCAGUGAGGCUUGUUGUAUGUCCUGUGUGCUAUGCUGCUCCAUAGUGACUCCUGUUAAAACCAGGACGAGGCGUUGAAUCAUCUGACACCGUCAUCUUUGUGCGUACACUGACGCAGUCGAUCCAGGUUUUAAAAACUCAUUGUGAAUCAUAUGUGAGACCUACCCUCCUGUUUCAGUUGCCUGUGCUUUUGUGACAUAUCCAACAUGCCAUCAAAACUGUGCCCCCUUCACCACCAUGAUGAUGAUGAUGAUGAUGAAGAGGCAUUGAAACCAGAGCUGAAAAUA